Messenger RNA from Daldinia decipiens, 1120 nucleotides. RefSeq lists its product as uncharacterized. The record is from RefSeq and is a predicted model, not a curated record. Lineage: Eukaryota; Fungi; Ascomycota; Sordariomycetes; Xylariales; Hypoxylaceae. The transcript has a single exon. The annotation marks the transcript as partial.
GUUAAUAUUACAUAUUUCUUGAGGACUUGCAGACCAGGAAGUAUCGCGAUACGACCGGUCGAUUUGCUAACCAGCGCUGGUCGAAGCGCAUGGUAAAAUUGAAAGCCAAGCCAGGGACAUAUUCGAGCACUUUCAAACGGAGAAUGGUAGUAAAUCAGAUUUGAUCAUUUUGGUAACUCCGGGCGCGAGAGGUGCCGAUGCCGUGACUCUUGAAUCCUACGUACUUGUAUAUCAUCUCCCUCCGGCAUUCGAGUGCCAUGGAUGGGUGAUUUCUAGAAGGGCCGCCCCGUCCCUUAGCCUAGAUAUACUCGUAUUACCUUGCUAUUAAUCAAUGGAAACACUUCGAAUGAGAGGAGCAUGGCAAGUGAAACAACUUGACACGAGCGCGCCUUGAAAGUCGAGCGGGCUAGUAGCCUAGACCAGGGCCGUUUGUCACAACCGUGUCGCCGGCAUCAUGCUUGAUGCAUAUGUUAGAUGAUGUAUUCCGUAGAUAUUCCGAACGAUCGUCGCCUAUUAUGAUCUGUAAAGUCCGAAGGGUAAUACGAACUAGCGACUCAUCUGACGGUAUAGCCACGAUUGAUUGUGAGAUUACCAAGACAGUUAACUAGGUUAAAUAGCUGGGUAUGCAGGAACAGAUGAACAAAUCGGGUAGAUCCAAGGCAGCUCAACUAUGUACCUACGGGGAACAUAUCUCUCAACAAUGGUCGACAAUGGGCUAGAUACCGUUUCGAGGGCCGGGGGGAGGAUUCUAUUACUGUACAUAGUAGUUGCUUGUUACAGUAACAUAGUAAGUAACACAGACCCUUCAAUUGCUAUUAUUAUUCUUCUCAUUCUUAUUAUUUAUUUAUUCACAUACAUUAGUAUUUACAUACCGAAUAAAAGCAAGCUAUUAAGCGGACACCCCCGUAGUAGGCGGGCCUAAAUCCUAGAGGUGCAGAAUACGGAGCCUUGUCGUACACACCGUAAUAUUGACAUCAAUGAAUUUCCAGCCGGCCGCUGUAGGCGCCAGUUCGAAUAACGGGAGCCCCGGAAAAGUACGAAAAUACAUCAAAUAUGUCAAACACAUGACCAAGUAGUUACUUGAACGCCUUAUGUAGGGUCCUUGCAGGUGGGAUGUGCU